Messenger RNA from Plasmodium coatneyi, 1149 nucleotides. RefSeq lists its product as uncharacterized. Gene Ontology annotation, biological process: rRNA base methylation. Gene Ontology annotation, molecular function: rRNA (uridine-N3-)-methyltransferase activity. The record is from RefSeq and is a predicted model, not a curated record. The transcript has a single exon. The coding region runs from base 1 to 1149 and encodes 382 amino acids. NCBI's taxonomy places the organism in Eukaryota, Apicomplexa, Aconoidasida, Haemosporida, Plasmodiidae.
AUGAUGAGUCGCUUUUCCCCCACGUGUAUUAGUAGGGGCAAUCGUAAAGUACUCCUCCCCAAGGUAGGAAAAUCCCAUUUUACGGGAGUGUCCCACAAAAUACACCAGCAGGAGAAGCAGUCGGGGAUGUUUGAAAAAUUAAUACACAUAGGCAAGUACCACAUUGAGAAGGAAGAAAAAGACGGGUUACAUACCAAAUUGGUGAGUAGGCAAAUUUUAAACAAAUAUAUAGAGUCUAUAAAAGCAGAUUACAACAGGUUGAAAAAGGAGUUAGCGAUUGGGAAGGAAAAUUACAUCAAAGGAAAGUACCAAGAGUAUCUGUUCGACUGCAUACAGAAUAAUGACUACUCCGAUUUAAUCAUUGCAGACGUCAUUUACGAAAAGGAGAAAAAAAUUUUAUGUGUGGGAGAAGGGAACCUAUCUUUUAGUACUUUACUGCAGAGGGAGUUGCGUCCAUGUCAAGUAGUAGCCACUUCUAUGGAGAGCCCAAAUGUGUUGCUAAAAAACUGUGGUAGCAUUUUUUCGAAGAAUUUAAAAAUUUUAGAAUCGUGUGGAGGUAUCUAUGUUCCCGAAGUUGAUGUAGAAAAAAUUGGAGAGCAUUUUCUGCACAACACAUUUGACGUGAUAAUUUUUAACUUCCCAUUUGUUCUCCCAUCAGAUGACUUCAUACAAACCAAAUGGAACAUACAAAGAGAGAAGCUCCACAGCGACAGGAACAUCUUUCUGAAGUAUUACAAAAAGGCCGAAUACCUCUUACUCAACAGGAUACUUUAUUGGCUUUUUAAAAAUGGGUCCCUCCUACUUAAGGAGAGUGGCUUCCUACACCUUCGCCUCAACGAUAAGUACUUAACGUGCGACUUUUCCAACACGUUUUCUUUAUCCCUUGUAGAGAAGAUUGACUUCUCUUCUUCCUAUUUCAUUUAUAAGUCACUGAGGUAUGUCCCUAGCAUGAUGAAUAAUUCCUCCUGUGGGUCUUCCUCCUCGAAGGGUCCUCCGAGCUGGACAAAAAACGUUAUGUUCACCCCAAAGGGGAAGGUCUUCAGGAGCUUCAAGAUGGGCCACACGUGCACGCUGGUCUUUCAGAAGGGGGCGAGCAACCAAACGGACGUAAACGAUGCUAGUGGCGGAAGUGACGAUAGCUACGGAUAG